AUGCGUGGUAUCUUCCUGACCCUGGGCGCCCUUGCUCUGGCCACUGUUGAGGCCAACAAGUACCCCUACUGCGAGAACGACAACUGCUACCGCAACCUCAUCGACACUCGCUUCAAGUCUGAGGCUGAUCAGCUCUGCCCUCAGUGGCUCGCCGGCACCACCACCGCCGCCGCCGCCGUUCCUACGGCGUUUAGCAAUUGCGAUGCCACGGCGCUGUCGUCUGCUUGCUCUUGCAUCACCUACUGGAACACCCACGUCAGCAGCACCGCCGUUCCCACGCCCAGCUCCUCCUCUCCCGUUCUCUCCAGCACGGAGGCUUCCACCACCAACUACCCCGUUCCUUCCAGCCCGGCCUCGUCUCAGUACAGCGUGCCUUCGUCGAGCCAGCCUCCCGUCAGCUCCUCCAUCACCUCUGACGCCCCCGCGCCUUCGAGCACCGAGACUGAUCAAUGCGAUGAGUCCACCGAGGUGGAGUCCUCGCAACCUGCGACCUCUCACCCUGCGUCCUCGCAGCCGGUGUCCUCGCAGCCUGCCUCCACUCACCCUGCCUCUUCGCAGCCCGCUUCCUCGCACCCUGCCUCUUCGCAGCCCGCUUCCUCGCACCCUGCCUCUUCGCAGCCCGCUUCCUCGCACCCUGCCUCUUCGCAGCCCGACGUUCCCAACUGCCCCAACGGCCCUCACGUCACUACCGAGACCAUUGCCGUCUCGACCACCAUCUGCCCCGUCACUGAGGAGGUCCCUGUGCACACUCCCACCGCCGUCUACCCUGUUCCUCAGCCUUCUCAACCUGCUCCUGAGCAGCCUGAGCAUCCCGAGCAGCCUGAGCAGCCCACUCACCCGGUCUACCCUGCUCCUGAGCCUUCUCACCCCGCUCCUGAGCAGCCCGGGCACCCUGCUCCUGGUCCCUCCAACCCUGUAAUCGUUCCCGUGCCUGUUCCCUCUCACCCUGCUCCUGAGCACCCCGUUCCCGAGCAGCCUGAGCACCCCGCUCCCGCUCCUUCUCACCCUGCCCCCGAGAAGCCCGGGCAGCCUGCUCCUGCCCCUACCACGAAGGCCCCGGCCGUCACCCCUGUCACCACCCUCCACACCGCCGUUCCCACCGUUCCGGCUCCCGUUCCCACCACCUCCAGCCCUGUUGAGGUUGGUGAGAACGCCGCCGGCCGUCUCGGCUCUGGUAUCGAGGUCCUCGCUGCCGCAGCUGCAAUCAUGUUCGCCCUCCUGUAA
Messenger RNA from Verticillium alfalfae VaMs.102, 1224 nucleotides. RefSeq lists its product with no specific name. Lineage: Eukaryota; Fungi; Ascomycota; Sordariomycetes; Glomerellales; Plectosphaerellaceae. The transcript has 2 exons. The coding region runs from base 1 to 1224 and encodes 407 amino acids. The record is from RefSeq and is a predicted model, not a curated record.